GGGUUGUUGUGCUUUAGAUAAUUUUUAGAAGAUGGACUGGGCGCCUCUGUCUUCUGGAGAACUUGCUUUUCAUUUGCUAAAGUCUUAGGAUUUCCGUGGUGAGGGUGGUUGUCCAUAAGCUUAAAGAAUAAAGUUGGGGGCAGGGGGAGGAAGAGAUCAGAUGGGGAGAGAAGAAAGAAUUUUAGAGAAACGUCCCUAAACCAAGCAAAGGCCUGGCAUUAUUGCUUUAAUCCCUUUGGAAAUCCCAGCAAACUUGGGAAGACUGGCCUGGCCACCGCACCCAGCUUUAUGACCUGCCAGGGCUCAGUGCUCUCAAAAGAGGCUUUGUCACAAGACUAUGGUGAGAAGUUGAAGUCGUUUCACAAAAAUCACUCGGAUACAAAAAUGCAUGAUCAUGGAUUUUCCUGGACACUUUGAACAGAUCUUCCAGCAGCUGAACUACCAAAGACUUCACGGCCAGCUCUGUGAUUGUGUCAUCGUGGUGGGGAAUAGACAUUUUAAGGCGCACCGCUCCGUCCUGGCAGCCUGCAGCACGCACUUCCGAGCCCUCUUCUCAGUGGCAGAGGGAGAUCAGACCAUGAACAUGAUCCAGCUGGACAGCGAGGUGGUGACGGCGGAGGCCUUCGCCGCGCUGAUUGACAUGAUGUACACAUCCACCCUCAUGCUGGGGGAGAGCAACGUCAUGGAUGUCUUACUGGCAGCCUCUCACCUGCAUUUGAACUCGGUGGUUAAGGCCUGUAAACAUUACCUAACGACAAGGACACUGCCCAUGUCUCCCCCCAGUGAGCGUGUUCAGGAGCAGAGCGCCCGCAUGCAGCGCUUCUUUAUGCUGCAGCAGCUGGGACUAAGCAUCGUGAGCUCAGCCCUCAAUUCCAACCAGAGUGGCGAGGAGCAGCCGGCCCCCAUGAGCUCAUCGAUGCGCAGUACGCUGGACCCGCGGACGCCCUUCCCCAUGAGACGCCUUCAUAAGCGCAAGCAGUCUGCCGAGGAACGGGCCAGGCAGCGCCUCCGACCCGCCCUGGACGAGGCGGCCAUGUCCAAUGUUACACCAGAGAACGGGCCGUCGGGGGUGCAUCCUCGGGAGGAGUUCUUCUCGCCAGAUUCUCUGAAAAUUGUGGAGAACCCGAAGGCCGACGGGAUGACGGACAACCAGGAAGACAGCGCCAUCAUGUUUGACCAGCCCUUUGGUGCGCAAGAAGAUGCCCAGGUGCCCAGCCAGUCGGACAACGGCGCCGGCAACAUGGCUCCGUUGGCCAUGGCUUCCCGUGCAACUCAGGUGGAGACUAGUUUUGAGCAGGAAGCUGCAACUGAGAAAAGUGGUUUUCAGUGUGAAAACCCUGAGGUUGGCCUAGGUGAGAAGGAGCAUAUGAGAGUGGUGGUCAAAUCGGAGCCGCUGAGCUCUCCUGAGCCUCAGGAUGAAGUGAGUGAUGUGACCUCACAAGCAGAAGGCAGCGAGUCGGUGGAAGUGGAAGGAGUUGUGGUCAGUGCCGAGAAGAUAGACCUCAGCCCGGAAAGCAGCGAUCGGAGUUUUUCUGAUCCGCAGUCGAGCACGGACAGGGUAGGUGACAUCCACAUUUUGGAAGUCACAAAUAACUUAGAUCACAAGUCCACUUUCAGCAUUUCAAAUUUCCUUAAUAAGAGCAGAGGAAGUAACUUUAGUGCAAAUCAGAGCAAUGACGAUAAUAUCCCAAACACCACUAGUGACUGCAGGCUGGAGUGUGAGGGCCCGUAUUUGUUGAGUCCAGAGGCUGGGCCUGCGGGCGGGCCCUCCUCAGCCCCCGGGUCUCACGUGGAGAAUCCAUUCAGCGAGCCUGCAGACUCCCACUUUGUUAGGCCCAUGCAGGAGGCGAUGGGCCUGCCAUGUGUGCAGACUUCAGGCUAUCAAGGAGAACAGUUUGGGAUGGAUUUUUCCAGGUCUGGAUUGGGCCUCCACUCCUCCUUCUCCAGGGUAAUGAUGGGCUCCUCAAGAGGAAAGGCCAGUAACUUUCCAUACUACCGCCGCAUAGCUCCCAAAAUGCCAAUUGUAACUUCUGUCAGGAGCUCACAGAUCCCAGAAAACUCUGCCAGUUCCCAGUUAAUGAUGAAUGGGGCCACGUCCUCAUUUGAAAAUGGCCAUCCUUCCCAGCCUGGCCCUCCGCAGUUGACCCGGGCAUCUGCUGAUGUCCUGUCCAAGUGCAAGAAGGCCUUAUCAGAGCACAACGUCUUGGUUGUAGAGGGAGCUCGCAAGUAUGCCUGCAAAAUCUGCUGCAAGACUUUCCUGACCUUGACAGAUUGCAAGAAGCACAUCCGUGUUCACACAGGUGAAAAACCCUAUGCCUGCCUCAAGUGUGGCAAGAGGUUCAGCCAGUCCAGCCACCUAUAUAAACAUUCGAAGACGACCUGCCUGCGCUGGCAGAGCAGCAGUCUGCCCAGCACUUUGCUCUAACCCCGACCUCUUGAGAUAGUGCCCAUGCCAGUUGUAGGACUGAAACCAAAAUCUCGUUUGGUUGGGGGCUGAGGCCCAUGGGUUUGAGGCUUCCAGCUGCCCCGAUGGCUCUUGUAAAUUUCGAUGGCUAAUAAGUGGAGAACUAAUACGUGUAGCGCUGUGCUGCUGCAUUUCUGGGGGAAAUGCACACUUUCAGAGAGGGAUGCAAUCCCCAUACCAAGUUCUUCCUUAGGGUUGAGUAAUGCAGUCAGAAAGUAGUUUGUAAUUGAUGUUGUUAAAAGUGGCACAUGUAAAAAUUAAAAAUUGAAGUGCAAAAAAAAUUUUUUAGCAAUUUUUGUAGAACUCUGAAGCAUUUAAAUUUCCUAUACCCUCUGAUGGGAAUAUUAUAUACCUGUACAGUGAUGCAAAACGCACUUAUGUGUAACCAAUGGCAACUUUGUGCCCAUCUAAAAGGCCCUGGAGGACAGGCCUGUCCCCACAGAUGCUUUAAUGUCUAUGAGGAGCUAGUCCUCGGCCUCAGAAAGUACUGUAGUUUUUAUUUUUGUCUGAUUUGCAGUCAGAGGCACUGCACUUUGAUGGUGCUGACACUGGGUCCAGAGCGAGCAUUCUCUGGACUAUUAGGUGUAUAUACUUUUGAAAACAUCACUGUUGGAUAGAUGUUUUAAUAAUUUUUCCUGGUUUUAAAAACAAAGUUGUAAAUGGAGUAUGUACUCGUAGGGAGUGACAAGUGUUGUUUCUGUAUGUGCGGUUUUAGCAGUAUUUAACCAACUUGUAUGCCUAUGUUACAGGUCCAUGUUUGGAGGUCAGAAAAGAGCUAGUGUUUGUCUUUGUUCUGAUGAUGUGGAGUCCAGUUUUGUGGGAUCUUUGAAAGCGCUUUUAACCUUUUGCUCCAUCCAGAUUUCGGGGGCCAGUCCAGCCUGACACACCUCACCCAGUGACAAGCCUGUUUUCUGCUUCGCUUCUUCACGCAUUCACACCCUAUAUGGCAUCAUUCCAAGACCUAGAUUGCUGUUUUCAGUUGCAAACUAACCAAAAAUGAGGUCAAGCCCUUCCCACCAUGGGUUUUAUUACUGUUAUAUAUAUAUACUCUAGUUUUCAACUUUUGUUGUUGUUGCUCCAGCUGAGUCCUGAAUGUUUGAAGUCCAAGCGUAGCAGUGUUCAUGGAUGAAUACUUUCCAGACGGUAAGAGAGCUGGGCAGCCCAGAGCAUAGAAAUCACCAAGUAGCAUCUGAGACUGUUGGAAGAGACAUUUGGGUCACUGCCCAGGGCCUCUUUGGUCCCACUGCCUCACUUCCCCUGUCCACCUGGCGGCCUGACCCUGUGCCAUCAGGGCUGUUGGUGGCACCUGUGUCAGGCUGAGACCUGGCUUGUGUGCUUUCAGGGAAACAGCAUAGGUUAAUGUGUCUGUACAGCUCAUGAAGUCAGUUUAAUUCAUGUGUGACCAUGAGUUCAUUGUUUUUACACAGCUUUUUUUGAUACCAACCAUUGUGCACAACUGAGAGAAAUCCUUCAGUUCUUACAUUGAGAAAGCUAAGUAAGUGUGUGUAGCCUAAAACAAAAAUCAGCGUGUUUUCUCCUCUUCAUCUAGUGUGUGCAGUUACACAUCUGUCCGUGGAUAAACUCAAUGUUCAUAGUCUGGCUUAGCAUCUCCUGUGAACAGAUUCCCAGGGAGGAGAGGGAACCUUUGGGAGUCUUUUCCUUUCCAGCAGAUGAGGGGAAGAGACUGGAGGACGUGGGGUCAGCUGUGAAACUCAGUUGUGUGUGUGGCUAAUCGUUAGCCAUUUUCUGACUUGUAGCGAGGAGGUUCUGCAUCCACCCCCCUCUACACGCGUGGGGACCAGUGUCUUGUGAGAUUAACCUUUGGAGGCAAUUGGGUCAGCAUGGACAACAAGGGGCCCUGCCUGCGCCCGGGG
This is a messenger RNA of Rhinolophus ferrumequinum (greater horseshoe bat), 4338 nucleotides long. It is a transcript of the gene ZBTB5, whose product is annotated as zinc finger and BTB domain containing 5. Gene Ontology annotation, biological process: regulation of transcription by RNA polymerase II. Gene Ontology annotation, molecular function: protein binding; DNA-binding transcription factor activity, RNA polymerase II-specific; RNA polymerase II cis-regulatory region sequence-specific DNA binding. The transcript has 3 exons. Lineage: Eukaryota; Metazoa; Chordata; Mammalia; Chiroptera; Rhinolophidae. The record is from RefSeq and is a predicted model, not a curated record. Gene Ontology annotation, cellular component: nucleus. Bases 389 to 2425 code for a protein of 678 amino acids.